Manduca sexta (tobacco hornworm) is the source of this 1054-nucleotide messenger RNA. Its product is annotated as trypsin, alkaline B-like. Gene Ontology annotation, biological process: proteolysis. The transcript is spliced from 4 exons. Gene Ontology annotation, molecular function: serine-type endopeptidase activity. The record is from RefSeq and is a predicted model, not a curated record. NCBI's taxonomy places the organism in Eukaryota, Metazoa, Arthropoda, Insecta, Lepidoptera, Sphingidae. Bases 90 to 860 code for a protein of 256 amino acids.
UGAUAAUGGACAUUAUCUUCAAAGGACUUCAGUCAUUCUUUAAUAUAAAUAGCAUAAGCUCUGUCAAUACAAACAGUUGAAAAGCAAACAUGCGUUUCGUCAUCGGUUUACUGGCUCUGGGAGUAUCAGCCGUGGCUGCCGUGCCGGCAAAGUCGCCUAGGAUAAUAGGUGGCUCUAAGACGACCAUCGAUCAGUAUCCCUCAUUGGUUGCUUUACUGUUCUCGUGGGACGGGAUUACGUUUCAUCAGACUUGUGGUGGUGUUAUACUCACCAGUAGGAGUGUCUUAACUGCUGCCCAUUGCCUUCACGGUGAUCCAGUUAAUAGGUGGCGUAUCCGCUCUGGCUCCACUUUCUCUAACAGCGGUGGUGUGAUCCACACUCUAAGCACCUAUAUAAUCCACAACAAUUUCAACAAGUGGAAUCGCGACAAUGAUGUUGCUAUAAUGCGUACCAACUUUAACUUCGUAUUCAAUCAAUUUACUCAGGCUGGAAGCAUCGCUGGCUCCAACUUCUUAGUCCCUAUACAGGAUCCAGUCUAUACCGCCGGCUGGGGUUCCAUCUAUCUUAAUGAACCUCCAGUCGAAGAGCUGCGACACGCUCAGAAGUUGACAGUGAACCUGUUCGCGUGUAGGUUUCGGUACAUGACGAUUGGCCGCGCCGUCACAGACAAUAUGAUGUGCGCUGGCUGGCUCGAAGAGGGCGGUCGCGACCACUGCAGAGGUGACAACGGUGGACCUCUCUAUUACAAAGGGGUUGUCGUCGGAGUUGUCUCCUGGGGAGAGGUCUGUGGCUCCACAUUUUUCCCUGGUGUCUACGCUCGCGUGUCACGAUUCACUCACUGGAUCCAAGCCAACACAUAAGUGUAUAUUUGAAAAUAAAAUGUGAAUAUGCUGUAACUUUGAUUUUCGUGAUUAAUUUUUUAGAAUUGUUAAGGUUUGUUAUUAGUGAAGUUUAAUGAUCACUUUGCGAUACGGAAGUUGGUAAUUUUUAUUUUAUAUUUAGUGAGUUAUGAAAACUGAUUGUAAAAUUAUUUAAAUUGAAAAAAGUUGAAGAA